GACGAGGAAUAGUAUCCAAGACAACACUGGCAGAAGGAACAGCAGAGGGAGGUCACUAUCCUUCAAAGAUUGAUGAGAGCUGAUUCUAUGAUGGACGUCUUCUUUUACCAGGACAGAACUUCUUCCCAGAAAACACAAUGCUUCCAUUUACUUUACCUAAUUAACUCACCUCUUCCCACUGCACUUCAGAGAUUUGAUGGGACAUUAUUGUGGCUCCAUGUGGAAAGGGGAGAGCGAGGGAGAGAGAGUUGUUCGUGGUGGGAAGGAGGCCCAGAUCUGGUCUCACAGGACCCUGUUAUGGCAGGUCGGCCGGUCCUAUCAGAGCUGUCUCUCAGAGGUUUUAGAAUCCCCUGUGGUGCUGCAGCAAAAUCAAAGGCAGAGGGAAAAGGGUGAAGAGUGGUGGUGCUGGCAAUGACUCUGUAGGACCCAGCGGAAAAGUGCUCCAACCGGAGGGAGACGGGAGCAAGAGAGAGGGAGAAAGCUGAGUGGCGAGAAGACGCUCUCAGAUCAGUCAGUGGCUUCAUGGAGUUAUGUACCUCUGAUCCGCCGCCAUGGAUUGCAAUCCGCGAUCACUCCUUUUCAUUUUACCUCUUUUAUUGUCCUGCGUUAUUCCUGCGUUCCCCAUCAUCUACCCCCCUAAUGAAGUCAAUCUGUUAGACUCUAAAGCAAGCCAAGGGGAGUUAGGAUGGAUUUCCUACCCAACGCAUGGGUGGGAGGAGAUCAGUGGGGUGGACGAGCACUACACUCCCAUCAGGACCUUCCAGGUCUGCAAUGUGAUGGAGUACAGCCAGAACAACUGGCUUCGCACCAACUGGAUUCCCCGUCAGUCAGCUCAGAAGAUCUACGUGGAGCUGAAGUUCACCCUGAGGGACUGCAACUCCAUCCCGCUGGUCUUGGGCACCUGUAAGGAGACCUUCAACCUCCUCUAUCAGGAGACCGACGAUGACCAGGGAAGCCACUUCCGAGAGCACCAGUUCUCGAAGAUUGACACCAUCGCUGCUGAUGAGAGUUUCACCCAAAUGGACCUCGGAGAUCGCAUACUCAAACUCAAUACUGAGGUGCGGGAGGUGGGUCCCAUGACCAAGAAGGGCUUCUACCUUGCAUUCCAGGAUGUGGGCGCCUGCGUAGCUUUAGUGUCAGUGAGGGUUUACUUCAAGAAGUGCCCGCACACUGUAAGGAAUCUGGCCUCCUUCCCUGAUACGGUGCCCAUGGACUCCCAGUCGCUGGUGGAGGUCAAAGGCUCAUGUGUCAAUCACUCGAAAGAGGAGGAGCCUCCACGAAUGUACUGCAGCACAGAGGGGGAGUGGCUCGUGCCUAUUGGGAAGUGUCUAUGUAACCCAGGGUACGAGGAGAGAAGCAGCACCUGCCAAAUGUGCAGGGCAGGCUUCUACAAGUCUUCGCUCGGAAAUACGGAGUGUUCAAAGUGUCCGCCUCAUAGUUUCUCUCACCAUGAGGGGUCGCUGCACUGUGGCUGCGAGAAAAACUACUUCCGUGCUGAAGGGGAUCCUCCUUCCAUGGCCUGUACCCGUCCUCCUUCAGCUCCCCGAAAUGUGAUCUCUUCCAUCAAUGAGACUUCAGUUAUCCUGGACUGGAGCUGGCCGGAGGACAGUGGUGGGCGCAGGGACAUCACCUUCACUGUCCUCUGCAAACGCUGUCGUGGUGCUCCUGCUAAUGGCAGCACCGCUGGGACCCAGCGUUGUGAGCCCUGCCGGAGCAAUGUUCGCUUUCUGCCGAGAGCCACGGGCCUCCACAAUACCACAGUGACGGUGGCCGAUCUGCUGGCCCACACUAACUACACAUUUGAGAUUGAAGCGCAAAAUGGUGUGUCAUCGCUGGCACCCAAGAUGAGGCAGUAUGCCGCUGUCACCAUCACAACCAACCAAGCCGCUCCCUCACCUGUAACAGUGAUCAAAAAGGAGAAGACGUCUCGAAACAGUGUCUCCCUGUCCUGGCAGCAGCCAGAAAGACCCAACGGUAUCAUCCUCGACUAUGAGAUCAAAUACUACGAAAAGGAGGAGCAGGAGACCAGCUACACCAUCCUGCGUGCCCGGGGUUGUAAUGUGACUCUGAAUGGCCUGAAGCCCAACACUGCGUACCUGCUGCAGAUCAGAGCUCGCACCGCUGCUGGAUAUGGAGCCAGUAGCCCCAGUUUCCAGUUUGAGACCAGCCCUGACUCAGCCUUCUCCAUCUCCAGUGAAAACAGCCAAGUUGUUCUAAUCGCCAUUUCCUCCGCGGUGGCCAUCAUCCUGCUCACUGUGCUGCUCUACGUCCUGAUUGGCAGGUUUUGUUGCCACAGCAAAUCCAAACAUCCUGAUGAGAAAAGACUGCACUUUGGCAACGGACACUUGCGUCUACCAGGGAUCAGGACCUACGUAGACCCCCACACAUAUGAGGACCCAAGCCAGGCUGUGCACGAGUUCGCCAAGGAGCUAGAUGCCUCCUGCAUCGCCAUUGAUAAAGUGGUGGGAGCAGGUGAGUUUGGCGAGGUGUGCAGUGGUCGCCUGAAGUUGCCCAGCAAGAAGGAGAUCUGUGUGGCCAUCAAGACUCUUAAAGGAGGAUAUACAGACAAACAGAGGCGGGACUUCCUUGCUGAGGCGUCAAUCAUGGGGCAGUUUGACCAUCCCAACAUCAUCAGACUGGAGGGGGUGGUAACACGCAGUAAACCCGUCAUGAUUGUCACGGAAUACAUGGAGAACGGAUCCUUGGACAGUUUCUUGAGGAAACACGAUGCCCAGUUUACAGGCAUCCAGUUGGUUGGCAUGCUGCGUGGCAUCGCCUCGGGCAUGAAGUAUCUGUCAGACAUGGGCUACGUUCACAGAGACCUGGCAGCUCGAAACAUCCUGGUCAACAGCAAUCUGGUCUGUAAGGUGUCAGACUUCGGCUUGUCCCGAGUCCUGGAGGACGACCCGGAGGCUGCUUACACCACCAGGGGUGGCAAGAUCCCAAUUCGCUGGACGGCUCCAGAGGCCAUCGCCUACAGGAAGUUUACAUCAGCCAGUGACGCUUGGAGCUAUGGCAUUGUGCUCUGGGAAGUGAUGUCAUAUGGGGAGAGGCCAUAUUGGGAGAUGUCCAAUCAGGAUGUAAUAAAGGCUGUAGAUGAGGGUUACCGCCUUCCCCCACCUAUGGACUGCCCUGCCACGCUUUACCAGCUGAUGUUGGACUGCUGGCAGAAAGAGAGGAACAACCGGCCUAAGUUUGAACAGAUCGUCAGCAUCCUGGAUAAACUCAUCCGCAACCCCGGUAGCCUCAAAAUCACGGCCAAUACCACAUCCAGGCCAGCCAACUUGUUGCUGGACAGGAGCAGUUCAGAGGUUCCCUCAAUGGGGACGAUGGGUGACUGGAUGGAUGGAAUGAGGACCUUGCCCUGCAAGGAGGCCUUCUCUGGGGUCAGCUACAGCUCUUGUGAUACCCUGGCCAAGACCUCCACAGAGGAUCUGAAAAAGGUUGGAGUGACUAUCGUAGGACCACAGAAGAAGAUCGUGAGCAGCCUCAAAGCCCUAGAUUCCCACACCAAGAAUGGCCCAGUACCUGUUUAAGAAAUGAGCCCAACAAAUUCUAACACCAGAGACCUGUCUGUCGGUGUGGUUGCUAAUCACAGUCCAACACGGUGGCUUCAUAUUUAAACUGGAAACGGGUGGAAAUGGAGGAAAAAUAUGAUUCAAAUGAGGGCUUCCAUUGUUUCGUUGAAAGAUGAUGUCAAGUCCUGGCAGAGAUAUGGAAAGAGUUCAGUGCAGACCUGCCAGCUAGUUAACUGGCUGACUCUUCAACUCCUCCGUACCUCCAUGCCCAAGUUGAAAUGCCUUACAGACAAAUAGGUGGGUAGAUGUAAAGCCAAGAAGGUCAGUGAGAUCUGGCCAGGGAUACAAACUGGGACUGGACUGGGAUACAGGGCAAGGACUUGGACUAACAUAAAGCCAGAGCUCUCCCAUAUUGGCUAAGCUGGAUUGCAUAGCCUUCCCUUUACGGUUGAAAGGGGACUGGCAUGCUCACAGUCUCCUCCCACCAUGCCUGACUAGCAGCCUGUGGAAAGAGGCGGUGAAACGGCUGAGAUGCCUUGUGUAGAAGAGCAUGGCAGACAGCAGCAGCAGCUCACCUGGAUGUGGACCCUUCCUGGACUAAUGAGGUCUGAGGCGUGAGAUUUUGUUGUAACUACCUACAUUUACUGUCUCUAUCCAUGAGUGAACUGAGCUGGUAUGGACACACCUAGACAAUAACCGAGCCAUUUUAACUCUGUAGCUCUAACCUAUAGUAUUUGCAUUCAGUAGACAUGUCACAUAAAAGCAAUAAUUAUGAUAAUCAGUUAAAUAGUCUCAUUGUAUGGAAGCCAUGAUUCUGUCACAUAUACAAUGUAUUGAACGCUGUGCUUUGAAGGGAGAGGGGCCAUAACACACUUCACACACACACACAUUUUUUUUUAUUUUUAUGGCGACAUCUAUGUUUUAUGUGCUUCUGAACAGAUAUUGUACAGUUAUAGUGCUGUUCCCUCAACCCAAUGCCCUUUGUGUGAAAUCUCAGGAUGUAUACGUUAUUUGUUCUACUUUCUCUAACAAGGGGAAACAGAAAGAGAGAACAGAGCCAGGAACUGAGAGUGCAGGUUAAGAGAGACAGGAGCAAGAAAAGGUGAAACUGUAAGAGAGAAAUUGACAAGAGGAAAAAGAGAACUUAUAAAGAUGAAGUGGUGUUAUGAAGACCUCUGCUACAGAGAGUUGCUGUGUGACAAAAGUGUUUUAAACUAGAAGUGAGUUUGUACUUGAGUUUUUUUUUUUUUAUAGGUAAGACAGGUCAGCAUCAUCAACCCCACACAUCAAGUAUCACUUCCUUCUAAGGAAUGGGAUUUGUUCAUUUGUGUUUACGAUCAAUUCAGAAAAUCAACACUGCUGAUCUGAGAGUGUUUUAGUCCAUUUGCUUUGGUCUGAAUCCAUAACUUAUUAACAAAAGCAUACAUUUGCUGUAAAAAGUAACUCAAAUUAGCUGUUAGUCUAUAAAUCCUGGUGUGUUUAAUGCAAAAAGUAGAGUGCCUCCUCUAGUUGGGUUGGAUCGUGGUGGGAUUAGGAAGCAAAAAGCUUGAUUUAUUUUGAAAGAAGUAUUUUUUUCUGUUCUCUUAGGGGCAUGUUUUUGGGGUUUUUUAAAUCACUGCCCUUAACUAACAAGGUGUGAACAUGCCCUGUAAGAAAUGCAACACUUCCAAUAAAUGAUUACUUUCUGAGAUAGUAUCCUAGUACAUCAUGAUGUCCAGGAUGGGAUUUCCUAAAGGCACCUUAGAACCGAGAUGAUGUUUGUACUAUGAAGUACAGACUUAAAGAUGUUACUCUCCUGCUUUGAUAUCACCCUUUCAAUCCCUCAGUGCAACAUAUACCCAGUAUUUCUAAACUGGCGCUUUGGUACUUUGUGCUGCUGGAUGGGUAAUCUUGAAUCAUGAGGGUACUAUCUUUAAGCUUUUUCCAAGCACUUACUGUAGUACACAAUAUUUGAGCACUUUGAAUGGAAAUCUAAUUGCCUUGGCUAUAGACUUAUCUAAUGGACAGGGAUGAGUUUUGGUGCUUUUGGGAAACCCAGCCCUGUUCAGUGUGUCAGUCAGUCCUCUGUUACUUGGUCUACCUGUGGAUGCUGCUGUUGCUGCUAUGUGUUCUAAUUAGCAUGUACAUAAUGUAAACCAUCGUAAUGAUAGCAACUAGCGCUACAGAUCCCACUAUAUGUACAUGGCCAUCCUUCUUUGUACAAAUGUUUGUAUGUAUAAAAGAAUAAAUAAAAAAUAAAAAAAAUUGUGCAACAUUUUUAAUUAAAAAAAGAGACAA
Molecule: messenger RNA, 5795 nt
Organism: Larimichthys crocea (large yellow croaker)
Lineage: Eukaryota; Metazoa; Chordata; Actinopteri; Sciaenidae
Gene: epha3
Product: eph receptor A3
Exons: 20
Coding region: 552-3536 (994 amino acids)
Biological process (GO): axon guidance; protein phosphorylation; ephrin receptor signaling pathway
Cellular component (GO): dendrite; plasma membrane
Molecular function (GO): ATP binding; transmembrane-ephrin receptor activity; protein binding
Source: RefSeq, a predicted model, not a curated record